AUGGCUUCUUCAUUGCAGUUUGCCUACCGGACCCUCAAGCACAUCGGUGUCUUUGACGCCGCCCCAGCGUACGAACCCCUCUCUGGCUUCACCAAACCCGAGGGCAACCUUCGCUGCUGUGCCUACUCACCAUGUGGCCGCUACUUUGGCUGGGCUUCACCUGAGGCUGUCAACGUCAUUGACGCCUCUACUGGCGCCGGCAUCCUCACUCUGCCCAUUCUCAACGUCUACGAACUGGGCUUCUCGCCCCAGGGCACGUUUCUCAUUACGUGGGAGCGCCCUGCCAAGGAUGAGAAUGGCGACGCCACCAAGAACUUGAAGAUUUGGCGCACAGUUGAGGACGGUGUUGCUGCCGCCGAUAAGCAACCCAUUGGUCGCUUCGUCCAGAAGCAGCAGGGAAGCUGGAAUCUCCAGUACACUGCCGACGAAAAGUACUGCGCCCGUCUCGUCACCAAUGAGGUGCAAUUCUACGAGUCGCACGAUCUCAUCACUGUCUGGAACAAACUUCGCGUCGAGGGGGCCGCCAACUUCGCUCUCGCUCCCGGAAGCAAGAACCACGCUGUCGCAGUCUUUGUCCCAGAGCGCAAGGGUCAACCAGCUUCCGUUCGCGUUUUCAAUGUCCCCCAGUUCAACGCCCCCAUCUCUCAAAAGACCUUUUUCAAGGGCGACAAGGUCCAGCUGAAGUGGAACAAGCGUGGCUCAAGCAUCCUCGUCCUGGCGCAGACUGACGUCGACCGCUCCGGAAAGAGCUACUACGGCGAGACGACUCUGUAUCUUUUGAGCACCAACGGCUCGUUUGAUGCUCGCGUCUCGCUGGAUAAGGAGGGCCCCAUCCACGAUGUCUCCUGGUCGCCCAACUCACGUGAAUUUGGUGUCGUCUACGGAUACAUGCCUGCCAAGGCCACCAUCUUCAACGACCGAGCUGUCGCAACCCACUCGUUCUCUCUGAGCCCUCGCAACACCAUUAUCUUUUCUCCCACAGGCCGUUUCGUCCUUUUGGCCGGCUUUGGAAACCUUGCCGGUCAGAUCGACGUCUACGACCUCGAAAAGGACUACCGAAAGGUGUGCACCAUUGAGAGUGGCAAUCCCAGCGUGUGCGAGUGGAGCCCUGACAGUCGAUACAUCAUGACUGCCACGACGUCACCGCGACUCCGUGUCGACAAUGGUGUCAAGCUUUGGCACGUUGCUGGCAGCCUGAUGUACAACGAAGAUAUGGUUGAAUUAUACAAUGUUGUAUGGAGGCCGCAGGCACCUGAGGCUGCCGCACCGGGCGACCCUCUCACUACUGUGCCUUCUCCCCAUGCUUCAGCCGCCACUUACCUCGGCACCGUCAAGACCCCAAGCAAGCCCGCCGGUGCUUACCGCCCUCCUGGUGCUCGUGGUCUGGCUACUCCCUUGCAUUUCAAGCGUGAGGACGAAGGCGGUGCUGCUCACGUUGUGAGCAACGGUACUCAAAAUGUUGGGCCCAACGGCUUUGGCCGUGCCCGUCGCGCUGUUCCAGGCGCCGAGCUCGCCGAGUCUGGCCCUGCUCCUCCGCGCGGGGUCCCUGGCGCUGAACCAGCUGAAAAUGACCCAUCCAAGAAGAGCAAGAAGAAGAGAAGCAAGAGAAACAACAACCAGGGCGAUGGCAAACUCGAGGCGGAGCCGAACGGAGGCGCUAGUCUUGCCCCUCCUCAGCAAGGCCAAGAUGGACGCAGCCCUGAGAGACGUGGCGGUGCUAGCGGCAACGACCGCCACUUCCGCAGCCGCUCCAGAAACAAUGGCGAUAGCCGAAGCCGCAGCAACACCCACCAGGGACAGCGCAACGGUGGCAACGUCGCUCAGCAGGCUCCCGCUCAGGAUGCUGCCGCCGCCGAUGCUAACCCUCAUGCUAAGAAGAUCCGCAGUCUGCAGAAGAAGGUCCGCGCCAUUGAGGAUUUGGAGAUGCGCUUGGCUGGUGGCGAGAAGCUCGAGGACACGCAGAUGAAGAAGAUCAACACCAAGUCCGCUGUGCUUAAGGAGCUUCAGGGACUGGGCGCUGAUGCCUAG
Akanthomyces muscarius is the source of this 2028-nucleotide messenger RNA. RefSeq lists its product as uncharacterized. The record is from RefSeq and is a predicted model, not a curated record. The transcript has 2 exons. NCBI's taxonomy places the organism in Eukaryota, Fungi, Ascomycota, Sordariomycetes, Hypocreales, Cordycipitaceae. Gene Ontology annotation, biological process: translational initiation. Gene Ontology annotation, molecular function: tRNA binding; mRNA binding; ribosome binding. Gene Ontology annotation, cellular component: cytosolic small ribosomal subunit. Bases 1 to 2028 code for a protein of 675 amino acids.